Messenger RNA from Anthonomus grandis grandis, 1186 nucleotides. RefSeq names its product mitochondrial glutamate carrier 1-like. The record is from RefSeq and is a predicted model, not a curated record. Lineage: Eukaryota; Metazoa; Arthropoda; Insecta; Coleoptera; Curculionidae. The coding region runs from base 181 to 1146 and encodes 321 amino acids. The transcript is spliced from 8 exons. Gene Ontology annotation, molecular function: L-glutamate transmembrane transporter activity; L-aspartate transmembrane transporter activity. Gene Ontology annotation, biological process: L-glutamate transmembrane transport; aspartate transmembrane transport; malate-aspartate shuttle.
UAAUCAAAAAAUAUGUCAUAGUUAAACGUAUUAUUUGUACGCAACUGAAUUUUCCUAUUUUCUAUAAUUAUUUUAAAUGAUUUGAGGCUUAAAAUUCUGAUAUUUAUUUGUCUUACAUGAUUUAAGGGAAUUAUUUUAAAAUUUUGCCUUACACAUCUUGGAUCUGAGAAAUUUAUUAUAAUGGCGGAAAAUCAGAAACAGUUCACGUUACUACCUAAGAUUUUAAAUGGGGGCAUAGCAGGGAUUGUUGGGGUCGCAUGUACGUUUCCGUUGGAUUUAGUUAAAACUCGACUUCAGAAACAGUCUGUUGGUAAAGAUGGAAAAAUGAUGUACUCAGGCAUACCGGAUGCCUUUAAAAAAAUUUUCGCGUCAGAGGGAUUACGUGGAAUGUACCGAGGCUCAGGCGUCCUUAUCCUACUGGUUACACCUGAAAAAGCAGUCAAAUUAGCGGCCAACGAUUUCUUCCGUUAUCACUUUAAAGACGCACAAAAUAACUUAACAGUAUUUCGGCAAACGGUAGCAGCAGCACUGGCGGGUGUCGCUCAUGUUUUCGUUACCACACCAAUGGAACUUCUUAAGAUCCAGUUGCAGGAUGCGGGAAGGAUCGCGGCAAUGGACGCAAAAAUUGAUCCGAAAACUGGUAGAGCAAUCAUUCCCAAAAUAUCAGCGACAAAAAUCACCAUGGACAUCAUAAGGCAAAGGGGCGUCACUGGGCUUUUUAAAGGAAUAGUUGCUUGUUGGGCCAGAGACGUACCUUUUUGUAUGAUAUAUUUUCCACUUUUUGCUGCGUUGGAUCGGUAUGGACCUAGAAAACCCGAUGGAUCAGGGGAUGCCAAGUUUUAUUGGUCCUUUAUAUCGGGAAUGGGAGCUGGUGGGACCGCUGCCUUCUUAAUGACCCCAUGUGACGUCAUAAAGACUCGAAUUCAAUCACUCAGUAAAGCCAAAGCGGACAAAUCCUACGCAAGCGUUUGGGGUGCCUUCAAGGAUAUUUUACAAAACGAAGGAAUCAGGGCGUUUUUCAAGGGUGGUGCCUGCCGCCUAAUCGUCAUCGCCCCCUUAUAUGCCAUAAUACAAGGAGUUUACUUCUUGGGGGUCGCUGAAAAAUUAUUAGGAAUCGAAAAAGAUGUUAAACAUGUAAAGAAAUAAUAUGAAAACUGGUAUUUUUAAAUAUAUAAAACAAAACAAA